GGGCAGUUCUUCGUUUCGGUUCUCACUCCUGAUUAAAAAGGAGGAGUAUUCAGACCAACGUGCCUGACUAAACUUGGUCCUUUGGCAGAGACUGUGUGCUCCCGGACAGCAACAAGCUGCUUUAACUAGUCGAUUUUGGCGAACAGGACGAACUGACAGACAACAUGGCUGUGGCUGGCUGCACGAAAUGCAUUAAAUAUAUGUUAUUUUUCUUUAACUUUAUUUUCUGGCUGGCCGGAGGCGUGAUCUUAGGAGUGGCUUUGUAUCUUCGCCAUGACAGUCAAACCAGCAACCUCCUCAUACUGCAGUUUGAAGGCCAGCAGGCACCAGGAACCUUCUAUAUCAGUGUGUACAUACUGAUAGCUGUUGGAGCUGUGAUGAUGCUUGUGGGUUUCCUUGGUUGUUACGGUGCCAUCCAAGAGUCUCAGUGCCUUUUGGGAACGUUCUUCUUCUUUUUGGUGAUCCUCUUUGCUUGUGAAGUGGCUGCAGCCAUCUGGGGUUUCAUGAACAGAGACACGAUCUCAAAAGAACUGAUCAACUUCUAUGACUCUGCAUACAUCAAGGCUGUGGACGUUUCAGGAUCUCCCAGCAAAGACUCAGCCAUCAAGGUGCUGGAGGUUUUCCACACCACGCUUGACUGCUGCGGUAAAGGUGAUGACACGGCUCUCUUCAAACAAGUCGUCGGCGCAUUAUGUCCCAGGAAGUCUGCAGAAGAUUUUCUGAGAUCUCAGAGCUGUCACGACAAGCUGAUUGAGCUGUUUUCAGAGAAGCUCUACGUGAUCGGUUUGGCUGCUCUGGUUGUCGCUGUCAUCAUGAUCUUCGAGAUGAUCUUCACCAUGGUGCUCUGCUGUGGGAUCCGUAACAGCCCAGGAGUGUACUAGAAGUCCAGCCAACAAGCUCUUAUUGUACAAUGUGUCUCCUUACACCCUUCCCCUUUCCUCUUCAGAAUGAAACAACUAGAAGGAUGUUUUAUUUUUAUUUUCAGAUAAGGAAACCUUGUUUUUAAUAUUGCUAAUCCAUCAACUCUUAUCUUUAGCACACAUAGAUAUAGCUUCUGUUAGAUUGACUUUAUUUAUCACUGCAUAUUAAUACAUACAGUGUGUUGGGAAAGAUUUCUCUGAAGUCCUCAAACAUUUUGAUAUUUCUACGGAUGUAAAAAUUGUGUAUAUACUUGUCAUAUGUUAAUAACACAAGGGAGAGUCCAUGGAUUCCCUGACUGAGCUUUUGCAGUAUUAAAGAGUAUAGUAUUAAAAGUACAGUGUGAUAAAAUAACUAAAGCAGCAGGUUCAGGAUCAUGUACCGUCUCUCUGUAAUGAUCACUGACAUGAUAAAGUAGCCUCUGUGUCUGUUGGUCCUCUGUGCGUCUCUUCUUUGUGGACAAAAACAAUUAAGUCUGCUCACAAAACCUGUUUUAAUAACGCUAAUAAAUUAUGCUCCACUUUCUUUAAUUUUUUUGGGUGGAGCAAACAAUA
Notolabrus celidotus (New Zealand spotty) is the source of this 1472-nucleotide messenger RNA. Its product is annotated as CD81 antigen-like. The transcript is spliced from 8 exons. Gene Ontology annotation, cellular component: membrane. Bases 165 to 881 code for a protein of 238 amino acids. The record is from RefSeq and is a predicted model, not a curated record. NCBI's taxonomy places the organism in Eukaryota, Metazoa, Chordata, Actinopteri, Labriformes, Labridae.